AUGGAGUUCGCGGAGCGCGCCCACCUCUUCAUGGGAGCGCUCUUCAGCCGCUGCGAGGUCGUCACCUACGCCAUCACCGGCGUCAUCGCCCUCUCCCUCACGCUGACUGCGGAUCCCGACCGAGCCGCGUGGGCGUGGGCCGCGGCGGGCUGGGGCGCGCUCUCUGCCGCAUCGUUCGUGAUGGGCGCGCUUCUGGGCGUAAACGGGCUGGUCGGGACGGCCAUCUUUCGCGCGGCGCUGAUGGCGUUUGGAGGCGGCGCGUUGCUGGAGGCGGGCGCCGUCGAGAUCUUUGCCCACCUGCUCCACGAGGACCACGACACGCCCGGUGUCGGCAUCGUGUGCAUGCACCGCAUGCUCCGCAUCCUCGGCGAGCGGAAGAAGCGGCAGCGAAAGGGCCUCAUCUCCGCGGCCAACGGCGGCGCUCAGCCGGUCCCAGAGAAGCUGAAGGCCGUCGUGGAGGCGUUGGAGAGGCUGAAGGGCUUGGUCGUGGAGGCGGUGGAGAGGCUGAAGGGCUUGGUCGUGGAGGCGGUGGAGAGGCUGAAGGGCUUUGUCAGCAAGCACCGCACCCGCAUCGUCGACGUCGAGCGCGCGCCCCUAGAUGAGGGCCACCGACCCGUGGGGAGUAGCCGCUUCCUGGACGGACCAGGGCCGCACUCCGCUGCGUUGAGCUCGCACGCGCCGCCGCUGCCGUCCGCGCUCGCCUCUCCGGAGGAGGACGGCGCCGCGGGGGAAGACGGCGCCGACCUCAAGAUGCAGAAACUGGAGGACGGUGAGGCGGUGGCAGACGGGGCGGCAGGCGAAGGAGCGGAGGGAGGCGCCGAGGCCAGCGCCGAGGUGGCCGGGGGGGGGGCCGGGGAGCGGACCUUCUCGGAGCGUCUCUCCACCCGCGGGGAGGAGGCGACGCCGGCGACACCGGCACCGGCGCCAGCGGCGGAGGCGGCGGAGGCGGCGGCGGGCGGCGGCGGCGAGUGCCUCGACAUUGUCGCGCCCGAAGGGGCGGCGCUGAUGCCGGAGUCGCCGCCGUGGCAGGACAUCUCUCUCCCCACGUACAACGAGCUGCAGCUGGAGGACGGCGACGACGACUCCUCUCUGAUUGCCUUUGUGGUCGCCCUCCUGCUUGCCAACUUCCCCGAGGCGCUCGCCGGCUCAAACACGCUCGUCCUCAACGGCUACGGCAAGGGCCGCGUCGUCACUCUGUGGCUCGCCGUCAUGGCGAUCACGGCCGGGUGCGCCUUUCUCGGCUCGCUCGCCUUCGACCCCGCCGUGCAGGAGGAGUGGGGGACACAGGCGGCGCAGGCCUUCAUCGAGGGCGUGUGCGGCGGGAUGAUGGGGGCCAUGGUCUUCAACACCAUCCUGCCCGAGGCGAGCGAGAUGGUGGGCGGCUCGCACUCGACCGUGCUCACGGGCGUGGCGGGCAUGUCCGGCUUCCUCCUCGCCCUCCUCGUCUCGCUGGGCGCCACGUACGUCGGCGAGGGCCACGGCCAACCCCCGCGGCAUUGCGGCGUGGCCGGCAAUGCGUGGCCUCGCGCGGUCGACGCCGUGAGCCCCGCGCAGGCCCGGCUGUGGGCCUCGUACGACACGCUGCGCAUCAGCGGGCCGUGGGAGCCGCUCACCUACACGACUCCGGACGCGGUCGAGCUGACCUCGCGCUGGAAGGAGGGCGAGACGUACACCUUCUCCUUCACGGCGACCUCCAACUGCAGCACGAAGCAGCCGCUCGCCUUCGAGGGCGGCGGAGACGACUACUUCGAGUUUGGCAUCUUCCCGGGGCUCACGCCCCGCUUCUACUCGCUGACGGAGGAGGUCAAGCUGAAGGCGCCGGGCGAGGGCAAGAGUCUCCCCUUUGGCGGCUUGCACGCCCUGCGCAAGAACGAGGAGGCGUGCUCCAUCACCCUCACCGCCAUCUCGGCGCUCAACGCGGCCGCGUGCGGCCCGGAGCCCGUCUCGUCCGAUUGA
This is a messenger RNA of Emiliania huxleyi CCMP1516, 1956 nucleotides long. RefSeq lists its product as hypothetical. The record is from RefSeq and is a predicted model, not a curated record. The transcript is spliced from 13 exons. NCBI's taxonomy places the organism in Eukaryota, Haptophyta, Isochrysidales, Noelaerhabdaceae. Bases 1 to 1956 code for a protein of 651 amino acids.